Cuscuta campestris is the source of this 1296-nucleotide messenger RNA. NCBI's taxonomy places the organism in Eukaryota, Viridiplantae, Streptophyta, Magnoliopsida, Solanales, Convolvulaceae. The record is from the annotation of a GenBank genome assembly.
UACGGCGCUAAAAUUUAACGGCCGUGUUUUUCUGGCUUUUCCUUCUUCUGGUUAAACCCUCGGCGCUGUGAAGGCGGAGCAAGGAUGGCGACGACGGCGGCGGAGACGCAGGGAGUAUUGUCAACGAAGGAGGCCGACAUUCGGAUGAUGUUGGCCGCCGAUGUCCAUCUCGGCACCAAAAACUGUGACUUUCAGAUGGAGCGUUACGUCUUCAAACGCCGGAAAGACGGCAUUCACAUAAUUAACAUCAUGAAGACAUGGGAAAAGCUCUAUCUUGCGGCUAGGGUCAUUGUUGCCAUUCAGAAUCCAAAGGACAUAAUUGUCCAAUCGGCCAGGUCUUAUGGCCAGAGAGCUGUUUUGAAGUUUGCUCAGUAUACUGGAGCUCAAGCUAUUGCUGGGCGUCACACUCCGGGAACAUUUACCAACCAGAUGCAAACUUCUUACAGUGAGCCUCGCCUUCUUAUCCUCACUGAUCCCAGAACUGAUCAUCAGCCAAUCAAAGAAGCUGCUCUUGGGAAUAUUCCUACAAUUGCUUUCUGUGACACUGAUUCACCAAUGCGCUAUGUUGAUAUUGGCAUCCCAGCAAACAACAAAGGUAAGCACAGCAUUGGUGUUCUGUUCUGGCUCUUGGCAAGGAUGGUUCUGCAGAUGCGUGGCAGUAUUGCUCCUGGUCACAAUUGGGAUGUGAUGGUGGAUCUUUUCUUCUUUAGGGAGGAAAAAGACAAGGAAAAAGAGGAUCCUGAAGCUCCCGCCGCCCAAGAUUAUGACUACUCGAGUGCUGCGCAUGGCGGUGAGUGGACAACUAACCAGAUUGCAGAUUCCCAAUGGAAUCCUGACCUAGCCAGUGUUGCUCCGGCCGUGGAUAGUUGGCCUGCAGGCAAUGCCUCUACAUGGGAAACUGCCGACGCCCCGAUUGCGGUGCCUCAGGGCGUCGUUGGCGAAGUCGCUGCCGCCUGAUGGGAUUAAAGCCUACUGUUCCUUCAAGAGCUUUUCGCAGGUCUGCCGGGUUGGUGGGUGCGGUGUUUAUUUUACAGUCUUUGUAGGUAGCUUUGCAAAGGAAAUUUUGAAUAGUUAUUUUAAUUAUUGUGCGAAUGAACUUCACUUCCGAUCUACCCGAUCCCUGCUGGAAUGACCGGAUCGGUAUCUAUAUUACAUUUUGUGAGCCGUUUAUACCACCAUUUUUUGUUUCUGUUUGGCAGUGUAGUUUUACCUGCGGUGAGAGAGACAACCCAAUUUAUAGCACUACUCUUUCGGUUCAAAAUUGAAAAUAUAUCAACAUAAAUCUUCAGAAAUAGA